Molecule: messenger RNA, 942 nt
Organism: Elephantulus edwardii (Cape elephant shrew)
Lineage: Eukaryota; Metazoa; Chordata; Mammalia; Macroscelidea; Macroscelididae
Gene: FAHD2A
Product: fumarylacetoacetate hydrolase domain containing 2A
Exons: 7
Coding region: 1-942 (313 amino acids)
Molecular function (GO): hydro-lyase activity
Source: RefSeq, a predicted model, not a curated record
AUGUUCAUCUCUGUUAGAAGGAGGUUCUUCACAGUUCUUCUUCAGGCUCAGAGGACCUUCCAACCCUCCAGAAAGAUGAGACUGGUUCAGUUCCAGGCCCCUCAACUGGCAGGACCUCGCCUGGGCCUUGAGUCAGGGAAUAACCAGGGAGUCAUCGACCUUAAUGCCUUUGAUGCCUCACUCCCAAAGACGAUGAUUGAAUUCCUGGAGCAGGGAGAGGCUGCCCUCUCAGUAGCGAGGAGAGCCCAGAAUGCUGCACUGCCAGUUCUGGCGCGGUCAGAGGUGACCUUCCUGUCCCCAGUUACUCGGCCAGACAAAGUGGUGUGUGUGGGCAUGAACUAUGUGGACCACUGCAAAGAGCAACAUGUGCCCGUGCCCAAGAAACCCAUCAUCUUCAGCAAGUUCCCCAGCAGCAUCGUGGGGCCCUAUGAUGAUAUCGUCCUCCCGCUGGAGAGCCAGGAGGUGGACUGGGAAGUGGAACUGGCUGUGAUCAUUGGGAAGAAAGGCAAGCACAUCAAGGCCACAGAUGCCAUGGCUCACGUGGCUGGCUUCACUGUGGCACAAGAUGUGAGUGCUCGAGACUGGCAAAUGAAAUACAAUGGAAAGCAGUGGCUGCUGGGAAAAACCUUUGACACUUUCUGCCCACUGGGUCCUGCCUUGGUGACCAGGGACAGCGUACCAGACCCACACAACUUGAAGAUCAGUUGUCGAGUCAAUGGCGAAGUGAUGCAGAGCAGCAGCACCAGCCAGAUGGUAUUUAAGACUGAAGAGCUGAUUGCCUGGGUCUCCCAGUUCACCACUCUUUACCCAGGGGAUGUCUUCCUGACUGGGACCCCCCCAGGUGUUGGUGUAUUCAGGAAACCUCCAGUCUUUCUCAAGAAGGGAGACGAAGUCCAGUGUGAGAUCGAAGAACUAGGCAUCAUCAUCAACAAGGUGGUAUGA